Messenger RNA from Aspergillus pseudoviridinutans, 366 nucleotides. RefSeq names its product decarboxylase tpcK (gene tpcK). Gene Ontology annotation, molecular function: oxidoreductase activity. The coding region runs from base 1 to 366 and encodes 121 amino acids. The transcript has 2 exons. The record is from RefSeq and is a predicted model, not a curated record. NCBI's taxonomy places the organism in Eukaryota, Fungi, Ascomycota, Eurotiomycetes, Eurotiales, Aspergillaceae.
AUGGCAGAAUCCGCGGGAAAGCCGAGCAGAUAUCUCUGCCUCACCAUCUGCGGCUACCGCAAGCCGGGCAUAAGUGAGGAAGAUUACCGCCGCUAUAUGACAGAAAUCUCCGCCCCAAUGACGAAAGAUUUGAUGGUGAAAUAUGGGGUCAAGCGAUGGACUAUGGUCCAUAACACCACUGCCACGCGCGCGCUCGUGGCCGAGUUGUAUGACUCGCAAAUGACCAACGUGACAGAUUUCGACUGUUUCAGCCAGGUGGUCUUCGAGAGCCUGGACGACUACAAACGCAUGAAUCAAGACCCUUGGUACAAAGAGCAUUUGUUCCACGAUCAUGAGAAUUUUGCGGAUACCAAGCGGAGCAUGUAG